CAAUAAUAUUAAACAGAAUUAUAAAACUAAUAAUUAUAAUAAUUUAUAAUACUGGUAAAAACAUAAACCGUCUUCACUCUUCAUUCUUUUCAGUCGACGCAAACGCGGCGGACGAUUAUGAUUAUUUAUGUCCGAAAUUGAUUGCAAAAAGUCAUCCAGUUGUCAAAUUUUAAUUAAAUAAUUUUUACGGCUACUCACGAAUCGCGAUCAUCUCAUUGAACUUAACACAUAUUCAUUUCCAAGUAUUAGUUCGCUGUAAACGAGAUUUACCAACGAUAUUAUGAGUGACGAUCCAAAAAACAUGGCACUCACUACAAAUUUAGAAGCUUUAAGCUUGGCAAAUCAUGAUUUUUCAUUUUCUUUGUACAAGGAAUUGGCCAAAACUGAAAAAGGAAAUAUUUUCUAUUCUCCAUUCAGUAUUCAUGUGAUUAUGUUUAUGGCUAGCGUUGGAGCAGCUUCAAAAACAUUUGACGAAAUGAUAGCCACUAUUCAUUUAAAUAAAACUACCCAUUCCCUGGAAUCUUAUAGGAAUUUAUUGGAAGAUUUAAUAAGUGAGAAUGAUAAUCUGAAACUGGCGACUGGAAUGUUUGUGGAUACAGCUUUCAAUGUUAAAGAUAGUUUUGUGGAAAACUCUAUGAAAUAUUUGAAAUCUUCUAUGGAAAAAUUGAACUUUGUGAAUGAGCCAGAACAACAACGUCAGUAUUUAAAUAAUUGGGUCUUAAACAAAACCAAUAACAAAAUCAAUGACUUAUUUCCCAAAGGCUCCAUUAAUAGAGACACUGUCUUAGUAUUGGCUAAUGCUGUGCAUUUUAAAAGUGGUUGGGAACAUAAAUUUAAUGAUGCAGAAGAUGAUUAUUUUUAUGUGACACCAAGUAACAAAGUAACAGUAAAAAUGAUGACUUUAAGACAUGAUUUGCAAUACUAUCAUGAUAGUGACCUAAAAUUUGCUGCACUUGAAUUACCCUAUGAACACCAUGCUUUCAAAAUGCUAAUUUUAUUGCCUGAUGCUAAAGAUGGUUUGAAAGAGCUGGAGAAUAAUUUUUCAAAAAUUAACUUACAUGAUAUUUCAAAGAAAAUGACCAAGUAUCAUGUAACAGUCAAAUUACCUCGUUUCAAAUUGGAACAAACAAUUAAAUUAGAAAAUAUAUUGUCAAAUCUUGGAUGUCCAACAAUGUUUACACCAGCAGCCAACUUUUCUAACAUUGUUGAAAAUAAAAAUUUGUACGUGAGUAAGGUUAUGCAUAAGGCAUAUGUUGAUGUCGAUGAAAAAGGAACUGAGGCUGCAGCAGCUACAGGUUUGGUGUUUAUGUUAACGAGCUUACCUUAUCCAGCUCCGCCGCCUCCCGUCGUUAAUUUUGUUGCUGAUCAUCCUUUCAUGUUUUCUAUAAUUUCUCGCAACAACGACAUAUUGUUUGUAGGCCGUCUGUCAAAAUUUUAAGCGAUGCACCAACUCACAGUGGUCCAGUGAAACAUAAUUGUAUCAUCAGACGUUUAUACUACUCACAACUUACAUACCAUAGUAUAAUUAUAAAAUAAACAUUCUCAACAAUAUUUUACGAUGAUUAAAUAUUUGAUUAAAAAUAAACCGGUGUGCGGGUAAAAGAGAA
Molecule: messenger RNA, 1607 nt
Organism: Melanaphis sacchari
Lineage: Eukaryota; Metazoa; Arthropoda; Insecta; Hemiptera; Aphididae
Product: serpin B4-like
Exons: 8
Coding region: 281-1438 (385 amino acids)
Biological process (GO): negative regulation of endopeptidase activity
Molecular function (GO): serine-type endopeptidase inhibitor activity
Source: RefSeq, a predicted model, not a curated record